Porites evermanni is the source of this 7251-nucleotide messenger RNA. Lineage: Eukaryota; Metazoa; Cnidaria; Anthozoa; Scleractinia; Poritidae. The record is from the annotation of a GenBank genome assembly.
UUUUUUUCUUUUAGCUAUGAUAUAGAAGAAUGCAAGAACUGUGAGUGUGACAAAUUGACCUACAGUAGCAGUUAUGACCGUAUUGCGCUUGGUAGCGCAAAAUGUGUAAGACGAACCUCUAGGUACCAGGAAGCUAGAAACAUGCAAGGAGAUGCUCUUCCCGAAGAUUUUGAGGAUGGACCAGAUAUUUGGUUCCGCUUUGUUUCUGAUGAUUCUGUUUUUUACAAAGGAUUCAACUUGUCCUAUAUCGUCAUUUCCGAAACGCGUAAGUUAAUCCCUUUUCUGUCCCUUUUUCUAGUUAUUAACAAUCCGGAAAAUUUCAAGUUGCAAUAUAUUCAAAAAGCAUGAAGCAAAAAAGCGAAAGUACUGCUUCAUUAUUAGUUUCUUUCAUUUAAUGAAGUUUAACCACCGACCCGACUCAGGAAGCUCGAAGUACACACAAAAAUUACAUGAUGCACAUUACAUUGUUAAAUUACUUUAUACUACUACUACGUGAAAAAUUUCUGCAAUUUGAUUGGCUUAGAUCGAGAGCAGUGGUAUUUCAACUUAAUUUGAAAUCCCUACAUGUGAAAAUUACAAACCUUUUGCGGUUAGUAUAAUAGCAUGAAUUGUACGUGAUAUUUGGCGUAAAUUAUAAUCCUGAGAGAAUAUUCAGUGUGUUAAGGAUUUCCCUACUGUACUGUUAGCUCUAUACAAGAGAGGAAGGGCGAUUCCUUUUUAAUUUCCGUUUCGCUGACACAGCGUUAGCAGAAAUCUCUCUGUAGUCGUUUUCGUCGACAAAACCAAUAGCAAUAUCGCUCUCCGCGUCUUCCGCCAUUUUGUUCUGCGUCAAUUCGUGAAGGACGCGUGGCUCUGAGCGUGGGUCACCCACGCGGAACACAUUCGCGCUAUGUGAUUGGCUGUUGUCUAAUCCCCCUUGGGAUCUGUGGUCUUAAAAAUAACUCGAGACGAAUUACCUAUGAAAUAGGGUGUGUAUGGGGGAUGCCUUCUCUAUCCCCUUUAUCCUCUCUUGGCGCUAUUUAAUACUAAUAUUUUAUAGAACCAAAAAACACAAACAUUGAUCCCAUCAUCAUCAGCAGCAGCAGCAUCAUCGUUAUUAGUAAUGUUAUUAUCGCACUAUUGCAUAUCGUUGCCAACGUCAAUGACUGCUAAUUUUGUAGUGGAAAUUUCGAAUGCGAUAGAACCGACAUGAAACAAAAUAGACAAUAAUAGUCAGAAAAUACGACAUCGCAAAGUGUGGCCCAGCUAAGGUAACAAAAAUUUCAAAAAUGCAAAUACGAAAAGAACUGAAAACUUAAGUACAAUGAUACUAACAAAAGAUCUCCGCCGUCUCGAACGUUUAUGCUCAAGUUCCAUCUUCUAUGUAAGUUGUAACAACAAGGCAUUUUUCGCCUUUUGUUGCCACAAUUUUUUUCUUUCUAGCUAAAUAUUGAGGUGUCUCUGCCUAGAGCUUUGAAGUACGCUACUUGUUUCGCAAAAUAUGUCCAUGAUGAUAAACCAUCCAAGACCUAUAUAACUUACUACCAACCAAGCAUUUGCCCAUUUUUGAUUUUAGAUUAUUCGCCGUAACUCAAGUACGACACUAUUUGAAGGCCCAAACAUUCUUAUCAGUUUUUUAAACGCCGAAAUUUCCCGCUACCCUGGUCUGCCUCAGGAGAAGUAAAUACGUGAGAUAAUCUGAAAAGCCAGCAUAUGGGUCACGAAAACGAGUAUUAACUUUGCACAGUUGAUUGUAAACUUGACAUCUGUGGGUAGGCCACGAAAACGCUCCAAAUCCUUCUUUAACAAUGAAUGACGUAUCUGUUUAAGAUAAUUAAUGUGUCUGCCAACUUCUUGAUUUUGUCAGACACCUUACUAUUCGAGUAUUUUUCGCUUUGAGGGAAAAGUUAUGGAAUUGGAUUUUGCCAAUAAAUUCAAUAAUAUGACUUCAUAAUGACAUCAAAUUACGUCUUGAUUGUGUCAAUCAAGUUAUGCCUAGAUGUUGGAAAUCAAUAAUACAUUAUUCUGUGUUAUUGUGGUGACCGUUUUAUGAGUGGCCCUUAUAUAAAUAAUCAUCAUCAUAAAACAUCCUCAAUAAUAAUAACAAUAAACAAUUAUUUAUUGUUGUUAUUAUUGUUGUUGUUGUUGUUGUCGAUGAUGAUACUUAUUAUUGGGUAUACUUAGUCCACAGACUAUCCAUUUCUUUUUUAUUACAAAGUGCGAUAGGUAUUACAAAGUACGACAGAGACUCUGUUGCUUUAAAGCCCUUUGUGUAGUAUUGCAUCAUAUCCACAACAGUCAUGACAAUUUGACACUUUACUACCCCUCCCUUGGGAGAAAUCCUUGUUAACUCCCAGACUAUGGGAGCCACGUGACCAACUGUAACUGAGGUCCUUUCUCGAAGAAGAAAGGUAUAAGACCCUACGGCCAAGCUUAAGGUUAUCUGAUAAACAAUGUGUGUCGCAUUUUUGGUAUCGCUGAUCAUGAUAACAAUUUUUCAUAACUGUGGUGUAAAGGUAACGAUCCAAAAGACGGUCAUUUGUAGCCUCCUUCUCAUCCUACUUCCUAUUUAAAUGAUUUCUUUAAGGGGUCAAGUAGAGAUUGAACCACGCACAAAUUGGUCUCGUUUAGUGUUUAGGGGUUUAAUUUCAACCCUCUGAAGGGGAACCGGACCCCAAUCCCGUGGGAAGUUCUUCCCUAGAGUGAAAUCAAGUAUCAAGCCUCAAUCGAUAGAGUGGAUACAAACUAACAUCGAUUCACUUGAACAAUGAAUUUAUCGCGGGUCAUCAAACUUUGAUAUAGUACUUUUAAUUAUUAAUUUGACUCGCUCUAUUUUUUUUAAAUUAAGUUAACCAUCGGUGAGUGUAAAGAAAGUGUCAAGUCGUUUCGAACACCUUUAAGCCUCUCAUUCAAAUAAACAAAUGUACUGUAGCAAUAAAAUGAAGUUAUAGGUGACCUUUACAUUGUUGUCCUUCUUUAUUCUUAACGACGGCUUUAAACUGUCCAUCAGAGGUUAACAAAGCGCAUUAGAACGGAAUUACGUAAAGAAGAACCUUUUUUUUGUUCACUUCUCAGUAAAAGAUCUCGUUAACUUAGGUAAAAGCAGUAAGGAUACGGGACCUACAUAGGUCUCGUAAAUUUACGUGCUAUUUUUCCCGCAAAAAAAGUUUUAUGCAACACCCGUAUAAUUUCUGUUGCAUAAACGACACUUAAGUGAACACUUACGAAAAUCGUAAGUGCAACCACUUAAGUGAGUUCCCUAACUGGAUCACUUAAGUGAUUUAAUGCAACUCACUUAAGUUACGAGUGCACGUACGUAUACCUGUAGUUAUUACAGGCGUUUUAUGCAACCAGACCCAGGCCCUAUUUUUUCUAGGGUUUUUGUGACGUCAUCACUUCUCUUCUCUAUUCUGCAUGCAUUCCAUUUUGCUUAAACCCGUAUGAUUUGAUCUGUACAUGUAGCUACAUGUGUCGGCUAAAAAAUAAUAAUACAUUAAGGAUAAGAAAAGCAGAAAGGAAACUUAAAAAAAAAAUUUUCUUGUUGAGCUUACACUGGUGCAAUUUUAAGUGUUAUAAAAACUCGUGCUCCUAUUUUCCUACCAUUAAAUGAUGGCAAUUUAGUGGCGAACCUAGAGUGGCCUGAGUCGGAACCAAAUUUUUAGAGGCCCGCAGGGCUGACAAAGGUGUUUAGAGAGUACUGGACAAGUCGUAAGGUACUUGUCAACUCCCCCACCCACCCCACCCCUUCCCCGGCACUUGUUAAAGGUCUGAAGAAGUCAUUGCAUUGUCACUGGGAUGGAACAACAUUAUUGCAUGGUUCUUUUACUUUUGAUUUAGCUUCUCCUGACUUUAGUAGCGUCCUAAAUGCAACGGAAGAUGAAACCUUUGAGAUUGGCACCCCAAAAGUUGGUGAAUCGAAAAACUAUCCUGAGGGUUUCAAAUGGGAAUGGUUCUUAAUUGUUCCUGAAGGACGGCAGGUAGAGCUUACCUUUGAAAUAUUCGAACUGGAGCAAAGCACAGACUGUGAGAACGACUAUCUGGAGGUGAGACAAGCCCUCUUUCGAUUGCCGUCCUUACGUCUCCUAAGGUUGGAUGGAACGUAUGGUUCAAUUCUCUCCAAACCCGUAUGUGGUACCAACAAGCCUAGUACGAUUAGGAGCGUGGGUAACAUGGUCUGGGUACAUUUCAAGAGUGACCGCAACGCUACUACUACUUACAGAGGAUUCAAAGCCUCUUUUAAAGCAGGUGUGUAUAUGAACAUAAGUAACUAUAAGGCGUUAGUUAUGUCAGGGCUCGAACUUAACUUUUGAACUUAAUAGUCAAAUGGCUAGUACAUGCUCGGCCUUUACUGGCCAUAAACGUGUUUCUACUAGUCUAGGCACUUCUGUACAGCAUAAAAUAAAAAAAUGUCAAAAAUCCUGUUGUCAUCAAACGUUAAUAAAAACUGCAGCAUAAGAAAAAUUUAAAUGCAUCUUGUCUUGUAUGUUUAGUUACAAUACAACUAGGGUAUCUAAAAGAUAGUAAUGCUGCGGCACAUUCUGUUGAUACUGGCAUUAGUUAGGCAGUGAGACUUAAAAGAAUCAAAAAUGACAUUGAAUGUCCUAUUUACAUGUUGGAAAGUACUAGAAUAAUUACUACCAGUCUAUAGAAAGAACUCGUGGGAACGUUGCUUAGAAAAUGAUCAAGUGGUUAUCAACUCUGGUUUUCCCGCAGUAAAUUGUAGGAAAUAAUAGAAAUUCAGAUCGUUUAUCCAUAUAAUUAAUAUACGGUGCACGAUAUUUUCUCUGGAAACACAAUACUUUUCUUACUGUUUGUUUUACUUUAUUAAGUAACAGUUAUUUAGCUAUAUAUUUAUAGAAAACAACAACACAAAAAACGGGAAAAAAAAAAAAGGAAUUAAUGACUCAGUAGGAUUCGAACCCGGCACCUUCGACUCGACGCGACUACACUUAACCACUACACCACAGAGACUGAUAACGAAAUUUUGAGGGAAAGUCUUUCCUUUUAUUCCUUUUCCAUGAAACUUCCGCCGGCAAGAUCAUCGCCAGCCACAUUAACCGAGCUAUUAACAGUGAAAAAACAAUGUAAACGCAUAUUCCAUGGCAAUAAAUGAAUGAACGAACAUAAUUAUGCUUUUCAAAACGCCGAUACACGUCCUCGUCUGCAAAGUAGGACACAAAACAUAUGUUUUGUUAUCUCGAUUUCCGCUGUUAUUUUGAAGCGAAUGGUCAAAAUCACAUCCAUGUUCGGCACAUACAGUUUCUUAAGAAUAGCAUUGCAUGAUAUUUUCUCACUUUCACAUCACCUUCUAGCAAGCUGGAAUUUGUAUAUCCCCCGUGUUGCGAAGUCGAAGAGUAAAAAAGGCUCUUGAGUCAAAAAAGGCUCUUGAAUUGAAAUCCAAUCCCCAAGUUAACCAUCGUACUCAUCUGAAAGACUCAUCUGGUAAGACCUCUAACUUUGCUGUAGAAAAUUUGCCAGAAAGAAAACUCUAAGUCUGUGCAGCGAACGAUGCACUCUCUCACCCACCGAACUUCCCCGUGUUUUUAUUUGAGUUGUUCGUGGCGCAAUGCACUCUGGUUAAAUGCAAUGCAUUGUGGUAAAAAGUGAUGAAUUCGAGAAUUCGUCGCCCCUUAUAUAUUUCCUUUAAAUCCUGAUUAUGUUGCUGCUCGCUCCCUUCGGUCGCUCCGCAGCAAUAAUAAAUUUUACUGAACUCUACUAACAAGAACCCAACAGCACUUGUGCUGGUCUGCAGGUUAAAGUCCAGCAACCAGCACCUACACGAUGCAUAGUAGUAGUGCUGACACUACAGACAGUAUAAUAAAUCAGUUCAUGAAGUUCUUUCCUGACAUCGCAAGAAAUUGAAAUGAUGAUCAAUUUCAUUGAAGGCUUCAAUGAUUAGUAGUCCUUCAGUGUAGGUCGUCUGCUCCGUUCUGACUCCUCCAACCAGCGCCCAUCUGCAAGAACUGCACUAUAGUCCUCAUGAGAAGGUCUACUGAUAACUAUUCUCACCAGGUCCGUACAAAUUUUCGUUUUGAUGAAGAUUUACAUGUAGACGUGCUGCCUCCAGCAGAAUCAUCGCUUGCUCUCUUUAGACCUUUAGUUGUUUUAUUUGACAACAGAAAUACCCUAAUAUCCAUGACAAUCACGCGUGGACUGUGAUCGUAGAUUUGCAUUUCAAGAUGGCGGACAUUUGUUUUUUGGCUAGCUUUGCAUCAUGGGGACGGCUUGGCCCAUGCUCCCUGGUCAUACAAAAUUUCAAGAUGGCAGGGAAUAAACGCGAAACUGAAAACCGAAUUAACAAAUAUUAUUCUUAUGUAGAAUUACUUUUCUUUCUUUUAUUCAUGCCGGUUGUUAAUGGGGGAAUGAAAUAAGAGGCUGCUAGAAGGUGCGGAUCAACUGGGAAAAUGUUGAAAACAUUUCAAGGCUUAUGUUGUAGUAAAUGAGCUAAAUCCACUAGCCAAUUGUAUUUUACUUAAUUUAGUGUUUCAUCAGUUCCUUGCACCUCGACCGUUGAGUGUACCUGUUGACUGAGUUAUCAUGCGAACUUGAACGUUUCUUCUUCCAUGCUAAAUAUGCUUUCUUUUACACGUUUCUUUCCACAAAAAACCAGCCAAUAAAAGAAAGAAAAGAAGAAAGGAAUAAAAGUCUGCAAGACAGGAUAUUCGCUAAGCUAAUCAGUAGAAAUAACAACACUUUUUUAGAGAAGGAUUAGUUUGCCGUUUCAUAUUUUUCUUCUUUAGAGAGCUGCUCUUCUGUUUUGACUCGCCAUACGUAGCCUGUUCUUGACGUUCAAAUAGUGGGGACAGGGAAGUAGAAGUGAGCAGCAAAACAGUGAGGGGGUAGAGUAGGGGAUGAGGGUUCUCUCUUCCUCCUUACUUUUUCCCCGCUCUCUUAAUUCGCGUCGCACUCCACUAUCUGAAGGCCUGGAACAGGCUCGGCCAUACAUGACACACUGACCAAAAUCACAGCGUGUCUCAUAAAAGGAUCCCACGAUAUUACAACAAAGUACACACAACGGCCACCCCUGACAAAGGCCAUUUUUUAGCCGACAGUCCAUACAUUCAUUUUUGUUUCAACCUCUCUACAAUGGCCACUUUCUUCUGUCCCUAAGGUGGCCGUUGUAGAGAGGUACUUUUAACUGUUCGGUAUAUUCUUUAAUUUUAAUUUCUUUUAAUUUUUGUAGGCCAGGGACGACUUUCCAUCUUGCAUCCGAUGGCCCUUUUGUUCCUCUCAGCUCUGCUAAUGGCUACGUCAAAGGACAAUCUGUUCUGA